GUUAUUAUAGACAGUGGAAAGUAGUUCUGUCCCUCGGUCGCACUCACCUGCAUCUUCAAAGUCCUCAAGGGCCGAAAAUGGCUAUGUGCUUGACCACACCGUCACCCCCUAUCCAUCGCCCACUGGCCCCUGCGGGCUGGCGCCGACCAAGUAUUCAGACGGGACGGUCAAUCUCGGCCUCUACUACGAGGACAGCUGCUGCCACGACGUCGAGACGGCCCAUAUUGGCCAGUUCAACGUGUGCCACCACUCCAAUGGCCCAUUUUUGUCUCUCAAGCAGGCGGUGCGCAAGAACCUGUUUGAUCGCGGGGGUCCACAUCAUGGCCUACACGGGGCUGGACUGCACAGGGGGCAGCGCAUCCGGGCUGAGCCUGAGCAACAGCAAAGGCUCCCAGGGGGUCGCAAGCGGGGACGCCGGGUCUCAGAGCUUCAUGCUGGAAGAGUCGCUCUCGUGCUCGGUCAAGGCGGAGAAUGAGAGCAAAACCACCGUGACGCUGGAUCUGUACUCGCAGUUUGGCUGCUGCGACUCGAUCGAGACCAUCAAGGUCGGCAACAUUGGCACGUGCCAUGAUGUGAACAAACUGUUCCACUCGCUGUCACGGGCCGUGGGGAAAGACAUGUUUGGCUGGCUGUACCACAUCCACCCAUAUACGGGCGCUGGAUGCACGGGCGAAGCCGGGGAUAAGAUCUCGCUGUCCAACAGCAAGCAUUGCACCCAGCACGGAACCGCAUGGAACAGCUUCCGGAUCAGCCAGGACUGCAGACACAUCACGCCGGACACCGCCAGCGACACGGCUGUUACUCUCGCGCUGUACCGCGACGGCAACUGCUGCGUGCUUACCAUUGAAAAGUACAGCCUCGGAAACCUCGACUCGUGCCACACGCCCGAUGCACGCUUCGUCAGCAUCACCCAAGCCGUCGGGAAAAACAUGUUUGGUCGCCGGAUCUACAUCCAGGCAUACACGGGCGCAGGCUGCACAGGCGAAAUGCGCCAAAUCUCGUUGACAAACGCACACGACUGCGAUCUCGAAGCCGAACGGAAACGUACGCGACCGACCAACAGCAACCCCAGCACGAUGGAGCUGGCCAUGUACUCGGACGGCGGGUGCUGCGCGCUCGAGGGGACCACAACAGCCGGGACACUGGAUAAAUGCCACAAUGCGCCGCAGGGCCAGUUCACGACGUUUAACCUGAACGCGGGCUCGAACCUGAUCAAUGAGGGCACGUGGCUAUACAUGGAUGCGCAGGCCGACUGCGCGGGCGGUGCUUACAAGUUGAUUAUCCCGCCCAAGGCAGACCCGCCGUCGGAGCCCAUUGGGGAGCCGCAGGCGCCGUGUAGGCCUUCUCAUACGGGCUGUGUGACUGCGCAUUGCUACGAACAGACGAACAAUGUCCUUUUUGAGGACUACAUGACGAUCCAUGUUUACAAAGACGGCAAAUUUAUCCUGUUGCUCCAGAAAUCUAUAAGCAACGCUGGACAAGGCACGCACUGGACCUGGUCAAACGUCCAAGACCCGGACGGGGUGGUCUGGGAUUUCCAGGUCGGCGGCAACUGCGGCCAAAUCCAAUACCAGAACAGUGCACAAGCGUCCAAGGACUGGGUGAGCCUCGACCAGUCGCGGCAGCAGAGCACAUUCGACUGCGACUUUGGAACACACACCGGGCAUUGUCUUGAGUUUGAGAGUAGUAGUUGGGACGACGAUACGUGUGCUUCGGGGUCGAAUCCCCCGUUCUGUGAUUAUAGGGCGCGGUGUGAUCCGGUUUAUCCGGGGGAUCCGGCCAAGUGUUGUUAG
Molecule: messenger RNA, 1793 nt
Organism: Aspergillus calidoustus
Lineage: Eukaryota; Fungi; Ascomycota; Eurotiomycetes; Eurotiales; Aspergillaceae
Source: the annotation of a GenBank genome assembly